GUAGGGUAGGCCAAGAAAAAAUUCUUCCGCAAAGUAUCGGGUAGGAAGACAGAAGACUAUAUUUUCUAACCGUAGGGUAGGGUAGGGUGAACACCCCUACUCAAGGUAUGUUGACUCUCAUCCUUUUUGCCCAAACAAAGUUGAAAUUGGAUUCUGUAUAUGGAUUGUGUACUGCAUCUGUAUCUGGAUUUCGGUAAACCUGGUGUAAAAUAUGAAGUAUGUGGUUCAUAAGGUUCCAUAUUUUGGUUAUAUUUCUUGUUAUUCGGUCUAAGGGAGCCUGAUCAUUCAUAGUUGUUGAUCUGAUGGUAGUGUUGCAUGAUAUUUUUUAUUUGUUUUAACUAUCCUUAACAUGAUAAUGGGAAGCAGAUUGCCUUUCGUUGUAGCAGGCAUAGUGUAUAUUUUGAUUACUUCAUUGGAUUUUAUUUUCAUUUGCUAUUUUAUAUCCCACCUGAUUUUUUUUUUCAAUAGUCAUAUUUGGACUUUUUGAUUAUUAUACAGAGGGGAUGGAUGUACAGCCGUGCAUCAGACUCAUAUGACUAACUGAAUAUUUGAUUCCUUCCCUAUCUCUUUUCUUAUUCUGCUAUUCUCCUCCUACUUAUCUUCUUAUCUUCAUUUCUUCUUCUUUCAACAUGGAUCAUUGUGGUGUCAAAGCUUCAGUUUAUACUAGUUGGUACCAGAGCUUCGAUCUCCAUCAGUUGACAGCUGAUGUCAGAGCUUUGAUUUAUAUCAAAUCAUUGCAUGCCUGUUUGAAACAAGUGAUAUAAUCUUCUAUUCGGUUUAUUUAACAUCUUAUAUUUGCUUUAAAUGCUUUUAUUCUGUUUUGUAGUUGCAAAGUUUUCUUAUGGGUAACUUAAUCUGCUAGUUUUUUUGUAGUGCCCUAAUUAUUUUUAUAUAUAAGGUUCAUAAUGACUUUUUGCGUUUCUUGCUUUUUCUUGUACACUAAGACUGUAAAGGCUAUCUUUUGCCUCCUCCAUAUAAUGUUCUUGGGCUUUAACUGGGCUCUCUAACAGGCUUCUGAAGAUGAUUCUUCAAACAUAGCAAAGUGGCCAAUAGAUCAGAAGUUGCAUUCAGACUUAGCAUAUCAACUCUCCUCUAGGUUUCACGAAGACCAAAUUAACUGUGUGGAUUUACUGGAUUCACUGGAGCCUUUACAUACGCAUCCUGCUGAGCAAAAUAAGCAUCCAAUUCGAAAUGGUCCUCAAAUACAGCUUAUGCAUGAAGAAAGUGGAUAUUCUCUGAAAUUGGAUUUGGAGAAGAACUAUCAGAGUAUGGAGAGCAAAACCGAUUAUUCAGCUUUGAAACAGCCUUUGUUAGAUGGUGUUCAAAGAGAAGGUCUGAAGAAGCUUGACAGCUUUGACCGAUGGAUGAGUAAGGAACUUGGAGACGUAAACCAAUUACAUACCCAGGCUAGUUCUGAAUCCUACUGGGAUACUGUUGGAAGUGAAGAUGGAGUUGGUGAUUCUAGUAUUGCCCCGCAGGAGCACUUAGACACCUAUAUGCUGGGUCUUUCUCUCUCUCAGGAUCAGCUCUUUAGCAUUAUUGACUUCUCACCUAAUUGGGCAUUUGCUGGGUCGGAAGUCAAGGUUUUAAUUAUGGGGAGAUUCUUAAUGAGUCGGCAAGAUGUGGAGAAGUGUAAAUGGGCAUGUAUGUUUGGGGAACUGGAAGUUCCAGCAGAAGUCAUAGCAGAUGGUGUUCUCCGUUGCCAUACACCCCUUCACAAAGCUGGAAAGGUUCCUUUCUAUGUAACGAGUUCCAAUAGGUUAGCAUGUAGUGAAGUGCAAGAAUUUGAAUAUCGAGUUAGUACUGUUCAAGAUAUGGAUUUUGCAGACAUAAAUACUAGUGAAAAUCUUCUUCAUAUGCGAUUUGCAAAGUUAUUGUCUCUGGUAUCGGUCCCCAGCAAUGUGGAUGAUAAUUCUGUAGUUAGCGAUAAAAUCAAUUCAAUAAUGAAAGAGGACAACAAUGAGUGGGACCAAAUGUUAAAGCUCACAACUGAGGAUGAGUUCUCUGUAGAAAAAGUAAAGGAGCAAUUGCUACAAAAGCUGCUAAAAGAGAAAUUGCAAGUAUGGCUCCUUCACAAGGCUGCUGAAGGUGGAAAAGGCCCUGGUGUAUUGGAUGAGGGUGGCCAAGGUGUGUUGCAUUUUGCAGCUGCUCUGGGUUAUGACUGGGCCAUACCACUGACAGUAGCAGCAGGUGUUAGUGUCAAUUUUCGUGAUGUGAAUGGAUGGACCGCACUCCAUUGGGCAGCAUCUUGUGGCAGAGAGCGGACAAUUGGUUUCCUCAUCUCUUUAGGUGCAGAUCCUGGGGCGGUGACAGAUCCUACGCCAAUAUAUCCUUCAGGCAGAACACCGGCAGACCUAGCGUCUAGCAAUGGACACAAAGGAAUUGCAGGUUAUCUUGCAGAAUCUGCCUUGAGCUCCCACCUAUUGUCCCUUGAGCUGAAGGAUGCCAAUGAGGGUGAUGAUGGAGAAAUUUCUAUAGGAAAAGCUGUGCAAACAGUCACUGAACGGACUGCAACUCCAGUCAGUGGUGGGGACUUGCCACAUGGGUUGUCAUUGAAAGAUUCUUUAGCUGCCGUCUGUAACGCUACCCAAGCUGCUGCUCGCAUUCAUCAAGUCUUCAGGGUGCAGUCAUUCCAACAGAAGCAGCUGAAAGAGUACGGUGAUGGCAAAUUUGGAAUGUCGGAUGAGCGUGUUCUUUCACAUAUUGCUAUGAAGACGAACAACACAACACAACAUGCUGAGCCGGUGCAUGCGGCUGCAGUACGAAUACAAAAUAAGUUCCGCAGUUGGAAGGGCAGAAAAGAGUUUUUGAUUGUCCGGCAGCAAAUUGUCAAAAUUCAGGCCCAUGUAAGAGGCCACCAGGUGAGGAAGAAUUAUAAGAAAAUAGUAUGGUCUGUAAGUAUUCUGGAGAAGGUAAUUUUGCGCUGGAGGAGAAAAGGAAGUGGCUUGCGUGGAUUCAAAUCAGAUGCUCUCACUGAUGGCCACAGCAUGCAAGAUGUCUCAUCAACGGAAGAUGACUAUGAUUUUCUGAAAGAAGGCAGAAAGCAAACAGAAGAAAGGUACCAAAAGGCUCUUGCUAGGGUGAAGUCCAUGGUUCAGUAUCCAGAAGCAAGAGAUCAAUACCGUAGGCUUUUGAACGUUGUGUCAGAGAUGCAGGAAACUAAGACUCUGUAUGAUCGGGUUCUGAACAGUUCAGAAGAGGCAGCUAAAUUUGAUGAUGAUUUGGUUGGUCUUGAAGCAUUUUUAGGAGAUGAUACCCUCGUGACAAACAGCAUCUUAAGUUAAGCCCUCACAUCGAUCCUCUCACGAAACUGCUCAUUUAUCUGUCUGUCAACUGGUGGUAAAGCUGUAUCAUAGGUUGCGCUAAUGUUCAUUGGUAAAUUUGAUUCAAUCGAUGUAGCCAUCCUGUAUGUCUGUGAAGUUGAUAGUAUUUAUAGAAGGUGGUGGCGAUGCCAAAAUGUAAAGCUUGCUUCUGUGUGUUGGUUUUUGGUGGGUAUGCUUGUAUAUCUGUGUGUGGAUGUUGCUUCUACUGUAAGUAUAGUAAUACUGGAUGGAUGGUGCUUUUACUGUAAUUAUAGUAAUUCUUGUGAUGACUCAUACUAUAUGGUCCGUAAGAACACGACACCUACGUAUAAACUAGUUUAUUUGUAUGGAAACUAAGGGUUAUCCGUGUUUGAAGGUAUGGU
Ilex paraguariensis (yerba mate) is the source of this 3685-nucleotide messenger RNA. NCBI's taxonomy places the organism in Eukaryota, Viridiplantae, Streptophyta, Magnoliopsida, Aquifoliales, Aquifoliaceae. The record is from the annotation of a GenBank genome assembly.